This is a messenger RNA of Clupea harengus (Atlantic herring), 1564 nucleotides long. It is a transcript of the gene tbcelb, whose product is annotated as tubulin folding cofactor E-like b. Gene Ontology annotation, biological process: mRNA splicing, via spliceosome. Gene Ontology annotation, molecular function: protein binding; U2 snRNA binding. NCBI's taxonomy places the organism in Eukaryota, Metazoa, Chordata, Actinopteri, Clupeiformes, Clupeidae. The record is from RefSeq and is a predicted model, not a curated record.
UUUCCUGCACGAGGAAGCCCUUAAAUGUGUCAACAGAAAAGAAACAAAUACAUACAGUAACAGAUAGAGUUACGCUCGGUGGUCGGAGGCAACGGUAAGAGCUGAGUUGGUGGAUUUCUCAGAAUAAUGCACCGCAUCUGAUGAAUGGGGCGUUUGGUGAGUCCCUCCCCAUCACCACAGACUCACCAGGCUUCAUUGUCAAAACUGGGAUCCUAAUUGAUUGACUUCCCUGCAUAACCGGAGGUGUUCGUGUGAAAGACGCCGGGGUGACAAAAUGGAUGCGUCAGAGGAGUCCGUGGGCCGCACCAUGGUUCAGGUGAUCACUGAGAAGUACAACCUGGAUAACUUUCCCUACUGCCGUGGGCCUGGCAUAGGUGUGGUGGUUCUGACCAGCCCGCAGAGCUCUCCGGUGAAAGGCCAGCUGAACCUGCCCAAAGUGCUUGUCCUGGACAGCUGUGGCAUCACCCAGGCUGGAGAUGAAUCAGAGGUUGCCACCUACUGUGCCCAUGUGGUAGAACUGGACCUCUCCAAUAAUCACCUGCAGGAUUGGGGAGAGGUCUUGAAGAUCGUGUCCAACGUCCCGAAGCUGGACUUCCUCAACCUGAGCAUGAACCCUCUGAGUGCGUCGCAGCUGGAGCCUGACCCGGAGCCUUUCCUAGAGCUUCGCUCCCUGGUCCUGAAUAACACCCAGUUGUCAUGGGAGGCGCUCCACACGCUCACUCGAGAGAUCCCGAAGCUGGAGGAGCUCUUCCUGUGUCUGAAUGAGUAUCGGUCUGUCACGUUGUCGGAUGUGCCUUGCGCCUCCUUGCAGCUAUUACACAUCUCGGACAACCGGCUGCAGGACUGGGCAGAGGUGCGCAAGUUCGGCCUCAUGUACCCAGGCCUCCAGACUCUCAUCCUGGCCAACAACAAGCUGUCUUCCAUCGACGAGCCUCAGGAGUCUCUCUGCCGCCUGUUCCCCCAGCUGCGCUGCAUCAAUCUCCACAACACAGGUCUGAGUCGUUGGGAGGACAUUGAGAAGCUGAGCAUGUUCCCUAAGCUGCAGGAAGUUAAAGUAAUGGGGGUUCCAUUGCUGCAGUCGUACGGUACCACAGAGCGGAGGAGUCUCGUGGUGGCACAGCUGCCUGCAGUCACCAUGCUGAACGGGAGUAUAGUGACGCCAGGGGAGAGGGAGGACGCUGAGCGCUUUUAUGUCCGCUACUUCAUUGAGUGUCCUGAGAAUGAGCUUCCCCAAAGGUACAACAACCUAUUGGCUCAGUACGGCCGCCUAGAGCCUCUGGCAGACGUGGACCUUCGUCCUCAGAGCAGCAUACUGAUGGACGUCCGCUGUGGGGAACGUGUGGAGCGGCUGAGCCUCAGGCUGGACCAGACGGUGGCGGAGCUGAAGAGGACGCUCAGGCCCGUGGUGCAGCUGCCGUGCAGCAAGAUGAGGGUGUACCACGUCGCCCCGGCCCUGGGGACUCAGGAGCUCAAGUACGGCGGCCGGGCCUUGCACUCCUACCAAAUGCGGGAGGGGGAGGAGAUUUUGGUGGUGCCCAAGGAUCUUUGAGGGUUUUGGGGCGGG